AUGCAACGGGCCUCGCGCACGCUGUGGCUGCUCAGCGGCAUCAACUCCGGGCGUCUUCGUCUCGCCGAGCAGUUCGCGACCAUGCAGGGAUGGCAGGCGGGCGAAGACACCGCCUUCGAUGCGUACGUCAAGGAGAAGCGGCAGAAGGAGCGCUACGAGGCGUUUGAUCAACGUGUUGAGCGGGGAUACGCGGCUGCGGCGAAGCUGCACAAGGCGGAGGUCCAGAAUGCUGUGAAGCGGCGUCUAAAGGCCACGGGAGCGAAGUUUACUGCCGCAACACUGCGAGAGAUGAAAGUCGCCCUGGAAGAGCGUAUGGUCUGGCUUCGUGAGGUGUGGACACAGAUUGAUGCGGACUACCGUAGCGGCGACACUGCUCGACAGGAGACCGCCGCGCGUGAGAUAUCCGCCGCUCUGAUGGGUGAGCCGAGCGACUACAUGCAGUGGGUGUAUGAAAAGAAGCGAGAACUUCGAUUUGCAGGACCCAUAAAACGUGCUGAAAUGCAAAGUGAGCUGCAGAGCGCGGAGCUGCCGGAUGUCUCGGAUGAGGAGGUGAAUCGCUACCACGCUUUGAGACUUAACAUGAUGGAGGUGGAGCAAAAUGUCAAGGCCAAGUACGGCUUGGCGGGCCAACAGCACUGGGCCGAGUUGCAGGCAGAGAAAGAUGAUGAGUACUUGAAAAAGCUGGAUGAUGCUGCAGAGGUCUACAAACAACUACUUGAUCAGAACGCACGCCUGGAUGAAUCGAAGCGAACAGAGCUGCAACGAAGUCACGUGGAACGUUUGCAUCAGGCCCAGGUGCGGUUUAAGGCCGCUAUGGAGAUGGAGAAAGAGCGGGAAAAGUUGAUAGAGGCUUACAAGACAAUGAAGGAGGAGAGAGAGUUGAAAGAAAAAGAGCAGCGCCGCGUUCUCCUGCAGGAGGCGGCUGAAAUGCGAGCAAAGGGCAAGACCAAUGCCGAAGUGAUUGCUGCCUUAAAGGAAAGGCAGCUUGAGAUCAACGCACAACGUCAGGCGGAGUAUGAGUUGAAGGAACGUGAAGAGGCCUUGCAGCGUAAGUCACGAUUGGUAGACAUGAUAGCGCAGUUUAAACAUGAUGUAGAGGAGCGUGAGGGUCGGGAGUUGCUUCAACAGCAGAAGCGCACGGCAGAUCGACCUCUAAAUGUUUUCGGAUUUAGCGAUGAUGACGCUGUAGAUGGAGCAGAGCUGUCUGUGCAUGGCGUGGAGGAUGCGGAGUCGGCGCUUUUGGUACACUCCGCGAAGGAGUCGAACAUGACAAGAGGAGACAGCGGCAGCAACAGUCGUAGUAUUGCACGCCCAUUACCACACCCGCAGAAGAAUGCACUAUGGACCGCCAUUAACGAAGAUACGUACGAAGAUCCGUUCCACGCCGUUCACCAGGCCCGUCUCGAUGCGGCAAAAACGUACGACCCCUCGUAUGCCCGUACCUUUCCCUUGAACCUUGUCUUGGGACGCAAAUACAGCCGACAGGGGGCGGGUGAAAUGGCGGUGGGUAACGAGACAGACCGACAGAUUCUGCAGAAGGGUAAUGCAGUGGCGAUGAGCUUCCAGUGGGGAAUUGGUAGUAAUACUGUACAUGAUCUGGAUGCAGAGGGGAGCACGGACUACUUCAUGGAUGGCAACUUUCAUGUGCGUGACAAAAACACUGGGGACAUUGACUGGCGCUAUGAAAAGAAGAAGGGUGGAGCCAUAUUUAAGGGACCCAAGUUCUACCGCCUCGGGGCGCAGCGUGAGGCAAUGGACCCUGGCGAGCGGUCAAUGGAUCCCAUGCCCUACACGAAGCUGCCGCGUGAACAUAAGUGGCGCAGUAGCUAG
Messenger RNA from Trypanosoma rangeli, 1830 nucleotides. Its product is annotated as trichohyalin. Lineage: Eukaryota; Euglenozoa; Kinetoplastea; Trypanosomatida; Trypanosomatidae. The transcript has a single exon. Bases 1 to 1830 code for a protein of 609 amino acids. The record is from RefSeq and is a predicted model, not a curated record.